This is a messenger RNA of Tachysurus fulvidraco (yellow catfish), 999 nucleotides long. RefSeq names its product chitin biosynthesis protein CHS5-like. Lineage: Eukaryota; Metazoa; Chordata; Actinopteri; Siluriformes; Bagridae. The record is from RefSeq and is a predicted model, not a curated record. The transcript is spliced from 5 exons. The coding region runs from base 277 to 663 and encodes 128 amino acids.
GGACUCUCCAUCCUCCAGCUGUAACAGCACUCAGGAUUUCAUCAUGUGUUCCUGUGAGGUUCGUGGAAAUCCAUCUCCUACACUGGAAUGGAGUUUCUCUGUUCAAACUCUCUCUUCAUCUGAGGUGACGUCUAUCCACGUGGAGUCUGUGUGUAACACGAGCUUAAACAGCUUUAUUACAAUCCGUCAAUCAUUUAUAGACACACCCACUCUGCAGUGCACUGGUUCCAACAACCUGGGUGUUGACACGCACCUGUUUAAUCAUAGCCUUUCAGAAUGUGGACACACUACAGACCCUCAUCUGGUUCUCUCUCUCUCUCUGGUUCUCCUUCACUGUGUUGGCGUUAUUGGAGUUCUCAUCUACAAAUUAAUGCAAUUGUCCAGGAAAAUAAAUACAGAGUAGAUACGUACCCUUCUCUGGAGCUCUCUGCUGUUCAGGACUCUAACAGAGAUGUUCAGGACUCUAACAGAGAUGUUCAGGAGUCUAACAGAGAUGUUCAGGAGUCUAACAGAGAUGUUCAGGAGUCUAACAGAGAUGUUCAGGACUCUAACAGAGAUGUUCAGGAGUCUAACAGAGAUGUUCAGGAGUUUAACAGAGAUGUUCAGCACUCUAACAGAGCCUCAUGGGAAGAAAACACAGCACACGUCUUACUGUUAGAGUAACAUUAUAAAGAGGUUUCAUGAUAAAGCAGAGUUCCUAUAACAGCACAUCCACAUGUGGCUUUUUAUUCUUAUACCACUGCAAUUUGUCAACAAUUACAAUUUUUUAUCAACAGCUUCUCUUUUUCUUGAAGUUAUUAAGAAUCAAAAUGCAGCUUGUUAUAUUAAAAAUAAAGCAUAAACUCCUUUUACCUGCAAAUGAUGAUAUAUUUUAUCGUAUAAACUUAUUUCUUUCUUUACAAAACUGACCUGUGUUCAUAUGUUAGUCCAUGUAUUGUAUAUUGUGUUAUUAUUUUUACAGAGAAUGUGAAUCAAUAUUAUAAAAACAUUUAUAGAAAU